Messenger RNA from Dermacentor silvarum, 1139 nucleotides. RefSeq lists its product as uncharacterized. The record is from RefSeq and is a predicted model, not a curated record. Gene Ontology annotation, molecular function: nucleic acid binding. Bases 32 to 865 code for a protein of 277 amino acids. Lineage: Eukaryota; Metazoa; Arthropoda; Arachnida; Ixodida; Ixodidae. Gene Ontology annotation, biological process: DNA integration. The transcript is spliced from 2 exons.
UUACACAAUCGUGUUCAUUCCCGGCAAACAGAUGGCACUGGCGGACAUGCUGUCAAGGGCACCCGCUCCUGGAGACGGCACUGCCACGGACACCACCGAUGUUGAAAUUCACGCCGUCAGCGUGGUGUCGUCACUCGUCAGCGAAAGAACUGCCCUACGCCUCGCACAAGUCGACCAGCUGCGUGACCUGUCAACCAACUCCGUGACGGAGAGGCUCGGAGCGAUGUUCUCACGAUACGGCAUCCCAACAGAAGUGUGCACUGACAAUGGUCCCCAAUUUUCCAGCCAGGUGUUUGCCCGUUUCGCUAAGCUGUACGACUUUCAGCACGUGACUUCAAGUCCCCGGUUCCCGCGCUCAAACGGACUAGCAGAAAAAGGCGUGCAAGUGGUGAAAAGAAUAUUGAAAAAGUCCACCGAAGCAAACGAAGACUUCUGGCUUGGUUUGCUUAGCUACAGAGCCAGCCCCUUGGAAGAUGGACGGCCCCCUGGCGAACUGCUUCAACGAAGGCGUUUGCGCACCCCUCUACCUGACUUCACACCGCAGCCAGUAGUACACACAACGAAGCACAAGCAAACAAGUCGGAGGCAUCAUACCUUGCCCCCCCUUCAACAUAAUGACGUCGUGCGAGUGAAGGGAACGUCAUGGUCAGAGAAAGCCAAGGUAAUGGCACCAGCUGGACCACGCUCCUUCUAUGUCCGCACAGAGGGCCACAAGACACUACGCCGAAACCGCGAACACUUGCUAGGCACGAAAGAAAGCUUCAGUCCCGACAUGUCGGCAAGUGAGUCAGAUAACGAACAAGAUACCACGCCGUCUGACGGUGCAAAUACUCCACCAGCUGUGUCUCCAUUGGUGUGCCUAUGAACAGCGAGACAACAAAGCCCGCCUCCAACGCUACCUAGGAGAUCACAAAGGCAAUCCAGGCCACCGGAACGUCUGGCCUAUGAUGACAACUUCGAGCAAGUCAGCUACAGGCGCUGAAACGACCCAGACUUCUGUAAGAAGGGAAGAUGUAUCGCAUCGCACGCAUGCGCACCAGCAGUGGGCGCAAGCCGGCAUCAUGCCGCUGUCGCAUGUACGAUAGCGCACUCCCCCUCUUACGGACCGAGUGCCCUAUAAAUACCGACGCUCAAUAAAA